AUGAAGGAACAACUGGCGUCGAUGCAAACGCCGCUGCCUACUACGAUCUCAUCGCACGGCACUUUCAUGGCAUUAGCCGUGCCCAAGUCGACUCGAUCAGUGUUCCGCACUUUGAUUGGUCUCCGCGGACUCGUGGCAGUGGCUGGCGUGGCGCUUGUCGUCGUCGUCGUCGUUCAAGCAUCCACGCCCACGAUUGCCGUGACGAAUGAAAUCAGCAACGCAGCAGCCAUGCAGAGUCUGAACUGCCUUCUUGCGGACGCCGGAACGUCUCCGCGGUGCAACUUUCCCAGCUCGGCCGCGCAAUCGUGGUUUGCGCCACCUCGCAACCUCCACCCAAGCAUCCGCCACGACGUGCCCAUUCCCACCAACAGAUGGUGGGGUAACCUAAUCAGCUCUCCCCGCGAAGACACGGUGCCCGAGAAGCGCGUGUGGACCAACCCGUACGCCGUGGUGUUGCUUCCCCAAGGCGUUAUUGUCUCGUUUCCGUACGGCACGCGGUACUUUGACGGCGCAUCCGGCAACGUCGGCGGCGCCAAGAGCUACAGCCACGCGUACUCCAAGGAUGUGACCAUCGGCGCCAUCACGUCGUCAUCGCAGUCGUUUCAAGUCACGAGUUGGGAUGACUUGGGCGUGACCGUGCGCCAAGAACGCGCCGCCGACCAAUGGCUCGAGACGUCGCUCGUGAGCGGCAUGGCAUAUGUGACAGCGUUCUACUCGAAGCUCUCGCCGCGAGUUUCCACCGAGCACGCGAUCGUGUCCAUCAACGAGGCGGGUCUGGUCAAGCGGUCCACAGUCACUAGCACCAAGUUUGUACUCCGUCUCAGCAACGGCCAGCAGUGGGCGGUGUACACGUCGUCGCCGUUGACGCUAUCUGUCGUAACCGAUCGCAUGUUGCAGCAAACCGACUUGUUCACUGGCACCAUUCGCGUGGCGCUGGUUCGGACACCGCAGGACAUUGCCGCCCACGACAAGUACAACGGUGGGCCACCACUGGCCACCACUGGCAGCUGCGACAUUGGUCUCCUCCACUUUGCCUUGGCCCAUCACGCCGCCAUCCUCACCCCGGACACAGCCGCCCCCAUUGCGACCAUGAGCCGCCUCGAGUCGGCCACUCGCGGCGCGAUGAUCCCCCUCGCCACGAUUGCCAACCAGCCGCCCCAGUGGAUCCUCGCCGAGUCGCUCGUGCCCGUGGAGCUGUACCCCCGGCAACGUCCGUCCCGCGAGCGCAUCCAGCACACGCGCCUCCUCGCGCACCGCAAGGCCGACAUCGACGCGCCAUGGACCAUGUCCGUGGGCGGGUCGUACUACUUUAACGGCAAGUUGGCGCAGAAGUACGCGUCGCUGUGCUUGAUGGAGAGCGACCGCGCGGUCGUGGGCGCGGACGACUCGCUGCUGCGGCGGUGCCAGGCCAAGCUGACGAACGUGCUCAAGCUGUUCACGUCCAACGCGUUCACGCAUCGCCUCGUGUACGACACUGUGGCUUUGACGAGGCCAACACGUACGCCGACUUUGGCAACACCAUCUACAACGACCACCACUACCACUUUGGGUACUGGGUCGCGGCGGCGGCCGGCGGCGAUCGCAAACGUCGUGCACCCGACCAUGCCUGGCCUCGCCGCACUCAACCAGCGCGUGUCGUUUCUCAUUCGGGACGUGGCCAACGCCGACGCCGCGGACGCCGACUUUCCCAUGUUUCGCAUGUUUGACUGGUUCAAGGGGCACUCGUACUCGCACGGUGUCACAGCCGCGGUGGACGGCAAGGACCUGGAAAGCACGUCCGAAGACGUCAACUUUUACUAUGCGAUGGCGUUGUUUGGCCAAGCGACCGGCGACGUCCGGCUCGAGCGUCUCGGGCGGCUCAUGCUCAGCGUCAACGUGCGCAGCGUGCAAACGUACUUCCUCAUGACCACGUCCAACGAGAUUCACCCGCCGUCGAUCAAGGUCAACCAUGUGCCGGGUAUUUACUUUGACAACAAGGUGCACUACACGACCUGGUUCAGCGACGCGCGCAAGUCCAUCCACAUGAUCCAGAUGCUGCCCGUGACGCCUGUGACAGAGUACGUCCGCACCAAACAGUUUGUCCACGAGGAGUGGACCGACGUCCUGUCCAAGCUGCCGGUGGUGCAGCACGACCAGCAGCACGACGCUGCUCUCUCGCUCUUGUACCUCAACUACGCCACUGUGCACCCGGACGUGGCCAUGGCCAAGCUGCAGACGGUCGCGCUCGACGACGGCCUCACGCGGGCGUGGGCGCUGUACAUGGCAGCGUCCCGUUAUGUCUAG
Messenger RNA from Aphanomyces astaci, 2283 nucleotides. RefSeq lists its product as hypothetical. Lineage: Eukaryota; Oomycota; Saprolegniomycetes; Saprolegniales; Verrucalvaceae. Bases 1 to 2283 code for a protein of 760 amino acids. Gene Ontology annotation, molecular function: endo-1,3(4)-beta-glucanase activity. The transcript has 3 exons. The record is from RefSeq and is a predicted model, not a curated record.